Molecule: messenger RNA, 642 nt
Organism: Plasmodium malariae
Lineage: Eukaryota; Apicomplexa; Aconoidasida; Haemosporida; Plasmodiidae
Product: Plasmodium exported protein, unknown function
Exons: 2
Coding region: 1-642 (213 amino acids)
Source: RefSeq, a predicted model, not a curated record
AUGUGUAGAAAAAUGAAAUAUUUUAUUUUAAUUAAAACUUUUAUGUUUAUCCUUUUUUUUUGGGAAAGUUCUUAUUUCAUUAAUGUGUCUGCUUUUGAUAAACCUUUAGAUAAUAUAAACAAUGAAAACGGAACCUUAGGUUUAGGAACUGAUAUUUUGUUGUCAGAUAGUAAGAAGGAAGUAAAAAACAUAGAAUUAAAUUGUACGUUAUUUGGGAAUGGAUAUUAUGAUUUAGAAAAUGAUAACAACAGGGAUGAAUCAACAUAUGAUGGAACAUAUGAAUGUAAGAAAAAAAAUAAUCUAAAGACAGAAGCAAAAAAGUUAAACAAGAAAUAUAUAUCUGUUGUAUGUCAACCAUUUGUAACGAUAGAUAAUUUAUUUGAAAAAAUAUUAUAUAAGAGAUUUCGUCAUAUAUAUAAUUACAGAAAAUGUACAGAUCCUAUGCAGAAAAAAAGUUUAAAACGUUCAGCUUUUACAUGUUGCACUUUGUUAUUUGCUUUACCGGGUAUAUUUACUUUUAUAGGAGUUUCAUUACUUUUUGUUUUACACUCUAGAUUAGUAUAUACAUUAUUAAUACAAAUACCCGGAGAUUUUUAUGAGGUUCAAUUUCAAACAUUUUCACAAUUAGUGGAAAAAUAUUGA